GGGGGCGGCUGCCGUGAAGCGAGGCGGGCAAGAUGGCGGCGCGGCGGGCGGUGGGCGCCGGUGGUGCGUGGGCGGGCGGUCUCCUCGGCUGGGCGCGGCCGGAGAGGUGCCUGGCAUCUGGCAGCCUUUUUCCUCUGUCCUGCAUCCACACAAGCACAUCUCUGCAGAAAAUUGGGACGUGGGAGAAAAAGAACAGGAUUGUUUACCCUCCGCAGCUGCCUGGAGAGCCCCGCAGACCAGCUGAAAUCUAUCACUGUCGGAGGGAAAUCAAAUACAGCAAAGAUAAGAUGUGGUAUCUGGCAAAACUGAUAAAAGGAAUGUCCAUUGAUCAGGCUCUGGCUCAGUUGGAAUUUAGUGAUAAAAAGGGAGCAAAGGUGAUCAAAGAGGUUCUGUUAGAAGCUCAGGAAAUGGCAGUAAGAAAUCACAACGUGGAAUUCAAAUCAAAUUUACACAUAGCUGCGUCAGUGGCAGGCAAAGGCCGGUACGUGAAGAGGAUUCGUUACCACGGCAAAGGCAUGUUUGGCAUCAUGAAUAUCUCCAGGUGUCACUACUUUGUGAAGCUGGUGGAAGGUCCUCCUCCUCCUCCAGAGCCGCCAAGGACUGGUUUUGAUAAAGCAAAAGAAUAUGUGCAGCAGCUGCGAAGCAGAACCCUUGUUAAUACACUGUGACAGACUUUUAUGACUAUAUAGGUAUUUCUUGUUUGACAAUGUAAUGAUAUAAAAAAAUAAUUCAAAUCACGUAUUAGUUGUAUCUUUGGUGCCGCUGGAGCUGGGUGAUGUGAGUGAUCAUAAGCUUUUUCCAUAUUUGUCAAGCCAUAUGUUUGGAAAAAUCUUGGGAAAGCAGCAACAGAUACUAGUUUUUCUGAGUUGAAGCAUGGCAUUCAAGCUCUACCCUGGACUGUCAAAUCUAGAACAUACAGUGCCAUAUUAAGCUUGUAAAGAACUCUGUUGUCCUCAAAUUCAUGCAGCUGUCUCUUUGUUAUGUAUGGUUGGAUCUUUUAUUGUAAAAAUGUUCCUGAUGUUCACACUGCAAGAUCAAGACUUGGACUAAAAUUCCUGAACUUGGACAUCUUAAGUAGCUACAGUAGUGGAACAAAUCAAGCAACAAUAAUAAUUGAGAUUAACAGCCAUCAAUUUAUGGGUUGUUUUAUCUAGGCCAUUAUGCUCUUUUCUUACAGCCUCUGUUGUGCAUCUUAUGGGUUGUGUUUGGGAGGGGGGAAUAAAAAACUAAUUUGAAGUUCAGGUUUUGACAGAGUCAGUAGGUGGCAGUGUUUAGUUUGUCAGAGCGGGAAGCGGCAGUGCAAACUUACACCGCUUUUAAACUGUGUUCUAGAUUCUGACCGUAGCAUUAACAGUCGGAUAUUUGCAUGGAGUUCAGGGUGUUAUCUGUGGAAACUCAGUGUGAGUAACAGGCACAAUAUGGAGAAAAGCUUCUCUUGGUGAACUAAUUAUUCUGCACUGUCUGGAAACAAAUUGCUUUUGUAAUGUUGAGGCAAGUAAAAUGCUCACUGGAUUUAA
Messenger RNA from Apus apus (common swift), 1517 nucleotides. It is a transcript of the gene MRPL22, whose product is annotated as mitochondrial ribosomal protein L22. The record is from RefSeq and is a predicted model, not a curated record. Gene Ontology annotation, biological process: translation; ribosome assembly. The transcript has 7 exons. Gene Ontology annotation, molecular function: structural constituent of ribosome. NCBI's taxonomy places the organism in Eukaryota, Metazoa, Chordata, Aves, Apodiformes, Apodidae. Gene Ontology annotation, cellular component: ribosome; mitochondrial large ribosomal subunit. Bases 33 to 668 code for a protein of 211 amino acids.